Tribolium madens (black flour beetle) is the source of this 1770-nucleotide messenger RNA. Its product is annotated as venom carboxylesterase-6-like. The transcript is spliced from 4 exons. The record is from RefSeq and is a predicted model, not a curated record. The coding region runs from base 115 to 1740 and encodes 541 amino acids. NCBI's taxonomy places the organism in Eukaryota, Metazoa, Arthropoda, Insecta, Coleoptera, Tenebrionidae.
UGCAAUCAAAUUUUAUUUCAGUUUUCAUACUUAUCUAAAAAAUUUCAUUAUCUUAUCAAAAGAAAAAAUUCUGUAUAAAACUCGUGUGAUUAAUUUAUCGCAAGUAUUAUCACUAUGACUCCCACGUGGUUCACUCUCGUCGCCCUUUUCGCUCUAACCCACGCCGAGAGACCCAUGGUGGGCACCCCAUUGGGUCAGCUCCAAGGGUACCAUCGCAAGUCGGCGAAACGCAACGUUUUUGCGGCUUUUGAGGGUAUUCCAUACGCCAAACCGCCCAUUGGUAGUCUCAGAUUCGAACCACCGGAACCCAUCGACCCAUGGGAGGGUGUCUGGAACGCCAGUACCAUCUUCGAGUGCGCCCAGACGACUCUGAUGAACCCGGAAGUACCCCAAGGGGACGAGGACUGUCUAUAUUUGAACGUGUAUGUACCACGUGACCACCCAGACCCAUCGGAGACCCUCGCCGUGGUAGUCCACAUCCAUGGUGGGUUGUUCAUGUAUGGUAGUGGGCACUCGUAUGCCCAUCCCGAGUAUUUCAUGGACGAAAACGUGAUUUUUGUCACUUUGAAUUAUCGAGUUGGCGUUUUUGGGUUUUUGAGUACCGGUGAUGACGUCAUUUCCGGUAAUAAUGGGUUGAAGGACCAAGUGAUGGCCUUGAAAUGGGUCAAGGAUAAUAUUGGGAGUUUCGGGGGGGACCCAUCGUGUGUGACCUUGCAUGGGUUAUCGACGGGUGGGUCGUGUGUCCAUUUGCACUACCUGUCACCCAUGAGUCAUGGGUUGUUCCAAAGGGGGUUCUCCCAAAGUGGGGUAGCCUUGAAUUCGUUUGUUUUGCAAGAUGAGGCGGCAAGGAGGGCGAGAAUGGUGGGGGAGGGGGUGGGGUGUCCCAUGGGGAGUACCAAUGGGUUGGUGGAGUGUUUGAAGGCGCGACCAGCCAGACAUAUUCUGGGUCAAAUGCCCAGAUUUUUUGGGUACAAAUUUCUACCAGUUGCCCCUUUUGGGCCCGUUUUGGAAAAAGGGCCAAAGGGCUUUGUUACCAAAAAUUUGUACUACCUUUUGGCCACUGGGCAAGUUCAGGAUCUACCAUGGAUGGUUUCGAGUGUGACCCAUGAAGGACUUUUCCCAACUGCGUUUUUGAUCAAAGAACUUGACUUUGUUAACAAAAACUGGACCGAAAUGGCUCGAUACAUACUUGAUUAUAAUGACACUCUAGCAACGCCCAUGUGGAAGACCACGGCCCAAAAAAUCAGAAAUUUUUAUUUUGAAGAUGAAGAAAUUUCGGAAAAAAAUUUCGAAAAAUUGGUAAAACUUGUGAGUGACCGGUUUUUGGUCGAUGUUGACUCCGCCAUUAAACUACAAGCCAAAAGUACCAAAUCCCCGGUCUACUACUACCAAUUCGGGUUCCCUUCGGACUCCAGUACCAACAAAACCGUGGCCCACAGCGAGGACGCGCAGUACUUCUUCUACAACAUGUUCCAAAAACAACCAACACCCAACGAACUCAAAAUCAAGGAUGUCUUGAUGGAGAUGUUCCUCAGUUUUGUCAAAAAUGGGAAACCAAAAAUUUUCGAUAUUGACUGGCCACCGGUCAAAGCACCUGACAUUUCAUUUGUCAAAAUUGACGGUUUUGCGCCUGAAGAUGUCAAAGUCGAAACGCUGAAAGAGCUAGGACCGCGAGAUUUUUGGAAAAGUUUGGGAUUUUUGGAGAAUCAAAAUUUGGUUUUGUUAAAAGAUGAGUUGUGAUUUAUUUUUUAAAUAAAUUUGAGUGUUUUA